AUGGCAACCACACAGAUUGAUCGGAUGGCCAGUCCCCAUCCUGAUUCGAUUAUCAUCCAAGAGUCCCUGAGCAUCGCCAUAGGGACAGUUUCGGACCCUAGCACACAAGUACAGGAAAAGAUCAUGUUUACAGAAGUUACAGAGACGACGGUCGGUCUACAUCCCAAAUGUACUGUACAGGUCCAAGGAGAGAGCAUCGUAUCCAACAUCACCAAACUCAGACCUGCCAAAGUCAAAAAGGAGAAGAAAGAUCAAAAGCCGCAACCGUCAAAGACAUCUAGUCUGCCAUUCUAUCAAUCCUUGGGCCGCAUGCUGUGGCAACAGAGCCGUGGUGUUGCAGUUCGUCGGUUCAGCAUGGUGGAAUCCCCAUCAGUGGCUGAGCGUCAAGCAAGAGUAGGAAAGGAUUCCCGUAGCCUUGGUGUGCCUGAUGCUGUUGCAUCCUCAUCGAGACAUAGGCACCUACGAACACUCAGCAACAAUGAAGACGGCGGUGUCAGCGAUCACAGUAUCAGCACGGGAUCCCUUUCGGACAUUCAACCUAAGGAUCCUGCCACCAGCAGUUUGAAAGGCGGUUUGUAUAAUCUCGAAGACUUUUAUCGCCUUGAAGCCAUCAAUCAGCUCAUUGCAGAUUACAGCUCGGUCUCACACAUGAGCGUUCGAGAUCCCAGUUACUCAUUUUGGCUCAACGGAACACGGACAGCUGCCGUCCACUUCAAACUGCUAAACAAGGUCGCGGUGCUUGCGGGAGAUCCACUGUGCGCACCCUCGGCUAUGCCAUCGGUACUGGAGGAAUUCGAACAGUACUGCCGCAGAAAUCGCUGGAAGAUGUCUGUCAUCGGCGCCAGCGAGUACAUGCUUGAAAUCGCCAAGCUGCGGAAAUGGCCUGCGAUGCGGUUCGGCACAGAAAAGGUCCUCAAUCCCAUGACGAAUGAAGUGCUCCUGGGCAAGAGUGGCAAAAGAACAACCGCACAAUGCAGACAGCUCUUAGAUCCCACGAAAGGCGGCCUGUCGCUGGGGAUCUACGUACCAUCCAAUGGUCGCGAGCUGGACCUCGAAGCUGAAUUGACUCGGAUCUACAACGAGUGGCGUGAUAGCCGCAACACCAGCCGCGACAACCAAGCAUUCAUCACAGUAUUUGACAUGUUUGCCAUGCCCCAUCUAAUGACGUUCAUCUACAGCACCGACUCCAGAGGAUGCAUCAAUGGUUUCGCUGCGCUACGUCGUAUGGGAAGCUCCGAAACGGGCCGCUUUCACAUUGACCCGUUUAUUCAGUCCUCCUCAGCUCCUCGUGGAACCUCAGACCUCCUUGUGUUCGCGUCGUUGGCAUAUCUUCACGAGCUUGGUGCGACAUACCUGGGUCUGGGCCACGAGCCGGUCAGCGAGCCCGACUCCAUCUGGAACAUGAACAGUAUGAUAGUCAGCGCCACGCGGCGCGUGUAUCGACACAUCUUUGGACGUCUACCCGUGGGUGGGAAAGAGACGUUUAACUCUCGCUGGAAGCCAGACACGGAGCAAGAGGCCGGCCUCUACCUGAUCUUCGUGGGCCGCAAGACACCAAGCCCAAAGCACUUACUUGCCAUGACGCAUUUCGCGAAUAUCAGUUUGCGUAACGUGCUUAAGGCAGACUGGAAGGAUCUCAAACAGGAACUGCACGUCCCUGUUGCUAGUCCUGAGUUGAUGUUGUAUGCUGGGACAACUCUACCUGUGUCUCCGCCAGCUGUUAGUGACCAUAGACAGACCGAGCAAUGA
Messenger RNA from Exophiala spinifera, 1749 nucleotides. RefSeq lists its product as uncharacterized. The record is from RefSeq and is a predicted model, not a curated record. The transcript has a single exon. Gene Ontology annotation, molecular function: aminoacyltransferase activity. Gene Ontology annotation, biological process: phospholipid homeostasis. NCBI's taxonomy places the organism in Eukaryota, Fungi, Ascomycota, Eurotiomycetes, Chaetothyriales, Herpotrichiellaceae. Bases 1 to 1749 code for a protein of 582 amino acids.